AUGUCGAGCCGUCAGCUACGCAAGCUGCAAAAGCAGCGGGAGCUCGAACAGCUCCAAGAAGCCCAGGCCACUGCAGACGAGUCCAGCGAAGAGGAACCCGAGCCAGCGCCCAUCAAGCCCCGACAGAGUUUAUUUGCAGCUCUCGGAGGCGACGAUGACGACGACGAUGAGAACGACGACGAGAAGUCUGAUGAUGCGCAAGACGAACCGGAGCCUGAGCCAGAAGUAGUGCCGCAGCCUGCGAAAAAGAAGAACAAGAAAAAGAAGAAGAAGACCAAGAGGGCUGCGACCCAGGACGAACCUCCCAAACCAGCCGACGACAAGGAGGAUGAGAUUGACCGGGCCCUUCAGGAGCUCAAAAUAGCCCGCAAUGCAAGCACCGAUGCCUCGGACAACCUUGCCCAGCGCAGCCGCGAUAUCGACGACUUGUUGCAGAUCAACACUCAAUACCUGAGAGCGAUUCACGAGAUGCGAGCUCUUUUCGGAAAGGAGGCCAUUCAAGCUGCCCAAGAUGAAGAGAGAGCCGAGCAGGAGGCGGCGCGCCGACAAAGAGGCCCGACUCAGCAGGUCGAUCUGGAGACGGCGCUUCGAGGGGACCCGCGGAAGAAGUUGCCUGAGAUUUCGCUGCGACGCAAUGUUUUCAUCCAAGGCAAGGAGACGUGGCCCCGCGCUACUGCCGUGGGCCUGGUCAUGAAGGAGAUCAGAAAGGGCUCCGAUGGUCUUACCGAGUUCGCUUUUGUCCACGAGAAGGCUUACGACAACGUCCAGAUCAUGUUCUUCAGCUGCGUUCAGCUUGGUGACCCCAUGCAGAUGGUGAACCUGUUGAUACGGUAUCCCUAUCACAUCUCGACUUUGCUCCAAGUGAGCAAGGUGGCUAUCCAGGACCAGAACCAGUCACUGGCUGCAGACCUCUGCGAGCGAGCACUCUUCACAUUCGGCCGAUCUACGACAUCCGCCUUUAGACAGAAAUUGGAGCAGGGCAAGGCUCGCCUGGACUUCCGCCGUCCCGAGAACCGCGAACUCUGGUUGGCAGGAUAUACAUAUCUCAAGAGUCUCAUCCGCAAGGGGACGUAUAGGACGGCUCUUGAGUGGGCGAAGCUUCUGUUCAGUCUCAACCCGAAUGAUCCUUACGGCAUGAAGUAUUUCAUCCACACUCUAGCAAUCCGAGCACGUCAAGCGCAGUGGCUCAUUGAGUUCCUCAAUACUGGUGAGUUCGUGGCCGAUGAGACGGACGACACCUACAUCAAGCAAACCAUGGUCCUCGCCAAGCUUCAGGUGGGUGACACGAAGGGAGCAAAGAUGGCUGCAGUGGCCGGCAUGGAGCGGUUGCCGUGGCUAUACUGUGCCCUCUUCCAGGCGCUGAACCUGGAAGCGCCGCCCCCCUUGUGGGGAGUUCGACCUGACACGGACGAGCGCGAGUUCUGGACGAAGCUGUACGUUCACCAGGCAAAGGACAUCUGGAACAACACGCAAGCAAUCGAUUUGCUCAAAGAGGCCGUCAAGAUUGCGAAGAAGCCGACAGAGACGCUUCCUGAGGAUAUGCCGGCAACAACCCGUACAGCGAGAUGGACGUGGUUGGAGGACACGCCGGCCUUGUUGAGUGGCAUUCCGAGGGCCAUUCUCACCCGGGAGCCAAACUACGCCUUCGAUCCGCUCCCGCCUCUGGAGGAUGAGAACAUCUUUUCGAGUGAGGGAGUUCGGAUGCCGUGGCGGCAAGACAACGGGCAGGGUGGAGGCAUGCUCGUCCAGGAGCGAGCACUUCUCAACAUGCUUCGCAGACAGCGUCAGCGAGCAGAUGCCCGGGGCGGUGGAGCCGGCGCGGCCGCAGGAGCUGGUGCUAUGGGAGGAAUGAUGGGUGCGUUCCCAGAAGACGAAGAUGACGCCGGCGAUGGCGAUGGCGACUUUGGUGAUGCAUGGGAGGGAGCAUUCUCUGAAGGUGAGGGCGACGACGAUGACGACGAUUUCUUGGAGGGCGAAGGAGGGCAACCCCCAUCGGCUGGCGUGGUGCAGCGGCUUGCUGACUUGCUGGCGUCUAUGAUACCCGGCGGUUGGCCCGCUGAACCAACCGUUGGCGAUGAGGCGGAAGGCACGGAUGAGGAAAUGCCGCCUCUGGUUGACGGCGACGAGGGUGCUGGUGGUGAUGAGGCACGUCAACAGCCUGGGGCAAACUAG
Messenger RNA from Colletotrichum acutatum, 2172 nucleotides. Its product is annotated as transcriptional repressor TCF25-domain-containing protein. Bases 1 to 2172 code for a protein of 723 amino acids. Lineage: Eukaryota; Fungi; Ascomycota; Sordariomycetes; Glomerellales; Glomerellaceae. Gene Ontology annotation, biological process: rescue of stalled cytosolic ribosome; ribosome-associated ubiquitin-dependent protein catabolic process. Gene Ontology annotation, cellular component: RQC complex. The record is from RefSeq and is a predicted model, not a curated record. The transcript has a single exon.